AAUUUGCAGCCGUUGAAGAUUAAUCCAAAAUAUCUUGGUUAUUUGUUUAAAUUUCAUUAGUUCAAUUAGUUGAUAUCAUGGUAUGUGAAUUGUUUUCAUUAUUUUCUAUCUUUUGUGGGCGUUUUCGAGCGGCAAGACAAGCUGUUUUCAACUGGGAAGUUGGAGUUUGCCAGUAGUGCCGUAGUGCCAGUUGACUGAAUAGUACAGUACACAACUACACAACUACAAAGUCCAAAUAUCAGUUACCUACCUAUAUUAGAUUUGCAUUUUACAUGCAGUUCACGAAAAUGAAUGUGGAAGAGGAUAUAAUAAACAUAGACGACGGAGACGUAGACGAAGACGACGUAAACAUAGACCUGCGUGAAUCCGAAAACCUCACUGAUGGUUGUAUUGGAAAUGGUGGUGGUAGCACUGGGGCUAGUGCGAGUAGUACAAGUGGAAGUACUCGUACUGGGAUGGCAAAGUUACAGCCCAACUUAACCGAAGAAGUAGCACACCCCCACGUCCUAAAAAAAAAGGGUAACAUAUUACAACAAAGAGUGGGCAAAUACCAUAACCAAUCUUAUAAUUCUUUAGACUGUUCAUUUAAAUUAGAUACAAAGAUUUACACAGACUCCAAAGUAGCAGUGAAACUUUCCUGUGGAAGGACUAAAAGUCAAGCGAUUGUGCAAAAUGUCUUACCGCCGAUGGUACUGGAAAAACCGAUUGAAUUGUUAAGGCAUCAUUUUCCAAAACUUUUCUUUAGCGUUCAGUUGGAUGCUUCAAACAGGAAAAAUGUUAAACUAUUUCCAAUUUCUGUUCAAAUGUUUACGGUUGAAGGGGGGCUUCAAAAUUUUAUGUUGCACUUUUGUGAAAAUAGUGACGAAAGUGCUGAUUGGAUGUUUAACAUGGUGAAUAAUAGUUUAAAGGAAUUAAAAUUGGAUUGGGGUCAAGUUUCGUCGUUAAGUGCAGAUAAUACAAAUUCAAAUUAUGGUGCUCAUCACAGUCUUUUCACCAAUAUUUUGGCUAAAAAUGAAAACAUAUUAAAAAGAAAUUGUCAUGCUCAUCUAAUACAUAAUUGCGUCAAGUUUUCUAUGGACACUUUAAGUUUGGAUGUUGAAAAUCUUGUUCUCAAAAUCUAUUCUCACUUUUUUGUCUGCCAAACGUCGGGAAGAACUUAA
Molecule: messenger RNA, 1160 nt
Organism: Ceutorhynchus assimilis (cabbage seed weevil)
Lineage: Eukaryota; Metazoa; Arthropoda; Insecta; Coleoptera; Curculionidae
Source: the annotation of a GenBank genome assembly